AGGCAGCACGCUGAGGCAACCGAAUCGGCUAGAAACUCGCUGCGCCAGCGCAUCCUCGUCCGCACCAUCAACAUCCACGCAGCCCGCGAAGCCGGUGGAGAUGUGUGUCAUCGUGGACGAACACAAUCGGGUGGUGGGCGCGCAGCCCCGCGACGUCACGGUGCGCAACCGGCUACUGGGCCGCGGCGCCUACGUGCUGGUGUUCAGCCCACCCGCCCAGGAGGGAGGCAGGCAGCAGCAGCAGGGGCAGGGGCAGCAGCAGGGGCAGCAGCAGGGGCAGCAGCAGGGGCAGCAGCAGCAGCAGCUGCUGGUAUACAAGCGGAGCAGCCGGAAGGACGUGUACCCGGGGCACUGGGACGUGGUGACGGCGGGGGUGGUGCGUGCGGGGGAGGAGUACGAGGACACGGCGGCACGGGAGCUGGCUGAGGAGCUGGGCGUGUCGGAGGCUGCGGCACGCGAGGGGCUGACGCGGCUGUUCGUGUUCCCAUACCAGGACAACAUCUGCCACGUGUGGGGCGCGGCCUUCACCUACACGCUGCCGGCGGGGCAGGUGCUGGCGUUGCAGGAGGAGGAGGUGGAUUGGGCGGGCCUCAAGAGCAUGGCAGAGGUGUCCGAGCUGCUGACGACGGAGCAGUUCACGCCGGUGGGGAAACACAUUUUGAACUUGUACCUGCAGCAACAGCAGCCGUAGCAACAGUAGCCGCAGCGGCGGCGGAGCCGGCAACCAGCGCAACAGGGGUAUCUCCAGGAGGGCUUGACUCAAGGGACACUGAAAUUGGUACUGUAAAGCAGAGCUUGUAUGUGCUCUGGACAUGUACAAGUGUAUUACGAUGUUCACUGUUUACUGGUGCUCGACGGUGCGCGGGCGCGGUCAGUGCAUUGUGUAUGUCGCGGUCGCGGUCAUUGUACCGAGUCGAGUGUGGACCCGCUUUUGGAGCCGCAUGAUGCUAGGAAAAGUCAUGGCGUCGUAUUACCAUGCGCAUUGAUCCCUGCAUGCGGUGGCAUGGGAGCAAGGAGUAAGGAGAGUGGAGCAGUCCGAUGACAUUGCCUGCUGCGGCGGUGAGAGCCUUGUUCCCAAGGUUUGGCACGCGUGACCGAAGGUCGCAAUCCGUCAAAGCCAAAGGCCGUUAGCUAUGAUCAUGGAUAUGG
Molecule: messenger RNA, 1149 nt
Organism: Chlamydomonas reinhardtii
Lineage: Eukaryota; Viridiplantae; Chlorophyta; Chlorophyceae; Chlamydomonadales; Chlamydomonadaceae
Exons: 7
Coding region: 101-691 (196 amino acids)
Molecular function (GO): hydrolase activity
Source: RefSeq, a predicted model, not a curated record